AUUUUUUCGAAAUAAUCCAAGCAAAAGAGGGCAUCCUUAAGAAAAGCUUUAAAGAACAAAUGUUUUUAUCCUCGAAACAAAUGUUUUUAUCCUCGAAACUUCAUAGUAUCCCGCAUCCAUGUGUUUCUUUUGAAAGCCAGCAGAAUUUAGGCAAACACAAAUAAUACCAAGGAAAACAAAACUUGUUUUAUUGGGUUUCGCUAGAAGGGGGGAACCUAUUGUGUCUUGCAUCCUCAGGUGAAGACAGGGGUGUCGUGUUAUCGAAAGCACACGGGGACCGUCGCUAUAAAAAAAUUUCUCUAACAACAAUUGAAAAAAAAGAAAAAAGUUAUUUUAGGGAUAAUAAAGGGGGCUAACCUCAUGAGCCCCCAGCUCAUAGCCCCUGGAUUUGUUGGGGUUAUUGGCGCAUAAGAUCCCCCACCCGGAUUUUAGUUAUUCUUGUUGAUUCUUAAAAGUCUUAUUUUUUACCUUUGCGAAUGGGUCGUAAACUUUACUCUGAAAUACCCAGAUACGCUGAUGACAAAAAAAAUUAUUUUUGUCAAUUUCUGUUUCUCAUCUUCAAUCUUUUCGCAUAGUUUUAAAUUCUUUUGAAGCAUAUAAUAACCACUGCACGCAUUGUAUAAUUCAUUAGGCUGUUUGUAGUUUUCAGUUGCUUUCGUUGAACGAAUAUUUAAACUGGAUAAAAUUACUUCAACGUACAAAAGCUGUUAUAAAUUUAUUUCCAGUAACAGACAAAACCAAUGAAAGAUUACAUAAAGCCAUUAAAAGUAAUGAAGAACAUAAAAAUACCAAAGCAGGAUUUCUAUGCAACAAAAAAGGGUUAAAAUGUAAGAAGAAAAUUACUUAUAAAGACUUAUAUAGAAUGAAUAUCUUAUAUGAUUAAAAUGUUAUUUGUUUGAUCUACAAGUAUGCUUUUAUUUAUUCAAUACAAUCUUCCGAGAUGGCUGGAUACCUAUCCCUUACGAUAGAUAUUCAUUACUUUAAUUUUAUUAGAAACACUUUUGCUGAUGUAUUACAAAUGAAAUAAUGAACGAGUUAAUAUUUUACAUGGCGGUUUGCUUGGCCAGUUGAUCAAAAGCUAGAGAAACCAACCUUAAUUUUAUGGAUGAUAAAUGCUCAUGAAACAUAUAAAUUAAUGAUAAGCUAGUAAGAACACAGAUUUAAUAAUCAAGCGUUGUAACUUUAACUUCACCAAUGAGAUAAAUAGUUUCUUUGGUAAUUCAUUUCUAGAAGCAAAAGUACGAAAAGUCUUUUCACCUCAAACGUUUUCUUUUUAAUUCGUCGACCUAUCAGCUAAGAUAGAUUUUCUUCCAACCCAUAACUAUUACUUAUUAGAAUUUUAAGCGUUUCUCUGCCGCAACGCAAGUAUUGGAUUGUGUAAAGGACGGGCGAACACUGUUACUUCAUAGCCAACCAAUUCUAGGGCACUUUCGGUACGCCUAUCUUUAGCAAGAUAAAAGUUUGACCACGCCCUGUUGCCAUAAUUAGGCAAUCACAAUUGGCAUUUAGCUCUGUGAUUGCAAUGAUGCAUUGUCAUAAUCUGUAAAGGUAUGCUUUUCAGCUGAAGUGGAUGCAUUACCGAUUGCCAGCCAAUGUCUUUUAUGACCAAAGACAAUAUUUCCUUUUCUUCAAUUUGCUCAGUUUUCUUUAUAUAUUUAGUUUGAAAAUAUAUAUCGAUGAUGGAUUGCAAGAAUUUUGGAUAUUAAUCACGAAGUUAUCUGUGAAUAUUUCAAUAUAUUAUGUAUUUGUAGAAUAUUUUAAGCAAUCUUAAAGAAUCGUAAAAUUUGGUACAAUACUGUAAAUUGUUUGUUCCUUGUUGGAUUCUUAGAUUGUAGGGAGACUCCCCCUGGAGGAAUAGGAGAAUCGGUUGGUUCUUCUACAUUAUGCUUUUCUUUAGUCUAAGGAAAGAGUAUGCUCCCCCGGAUACUUAUGCUCCCGCUCUCUUCGACAAUGAAGGAACCCCCAGCUUGUUAUAGGCACGUAUAUUUCUGUCCUUGGAUGCGAUCGGACGCAAAGUAACACAACAAAACACUAUCGGACGAGAAAGGACAUGACUCUAAAGGUUUUUACGUUUGAAAUCCGAGUUAGGAUUAUGUGCACUUAAAAUUGAAUUUAGAGAUCUUUGCCGGAUUUCCAUUGUUGCCGGAACUGUAUCUUCUUUAGUAAGCAGUUCGAUAGAAAUGACGGAGAUUUAAUCAUUGCCAAAUUUUGUUAAAUCUCAAGGGACGGAAAAAGAGAAUCUUUUGUUGUUUAUCGAUAAUUGUGGUUGUUUUUAUUUCGCAUAAAAUGACCACGCCGAUGACUCGACCUGCCACAAAUCUCUUCCAUGGAUUCAAAAUUGAUGUAUUUAUUUGAAGUUAAGCACGCUAUGGUCUGCAAGUGUGAUGAAAUGUGGAUAUAAUGUGAAGAGAUUCUGGCUAAGGAGUGUCCAAUUGUAUUGUAAACUUUAUCGAAUUCGACUACCAUGUGACAUCGAAUUUUUCACGAAGCAGAUCACCAAAAAGAGUCGAGCCACCUUAAGUGGGCGUUAGCACCAUACAGAGAAGAGGCACAACAGACAGUGCCUCGUUCGGAUCUUUUAGCGCUGACACUGGUUUUAGAUUUACGGUCGAGAUGACAUUUAGCUUUUAAUGCUGGGAAGAUUUUGUUAAGUGAAGAAGCUUAAAGCGCUCAACAACAGAUCAAGUGCGUUUCAGUAUGCAUCAUCGACGCUGAAAUCUUGGCAAUUGGUUUUCUGUGCCAACCAGAACAGCAAAUCGUUGAUGAAGAACGUAUAGAAGAAGUUGAAGAUUUUUCAAUCUUUCGUUAAGCUUACCUCGAAAGGAACGUAAUCGUACUUGUGAAACUGUCUUUGGUUUCAGUGUAUGAGAAACUGCAGACGAAUAAAGGAGCGCCAAAAAUCUGUAUAUAGAGAGAGACAAUGGUCUCGGAGCAAUGCUGAGAAACAUCAUAGAGGAAGCUGUAACUAGAUAUUUGUUGAAUCAAUAAAAGGAAGGGUAUAAUGAAAGAACUUGACGUAUAUGCUACGAAACUAAUUAUCGUUUGUAUGGUCGAGAGAAAGCGGCUCAAAUAACAUCGAUAAUAGUUUUAGCCCCUGUCAGAUCCAUUUGACACCAAGCGUGGGUUGGGGGAAGGAGAAUUAAUUUCACUGCCUUAUUUGGUUGGUAAAGUUCAAGGACCUGAUUUAUUAGAAAUUCAAGAGGGUGUUUUCAUGUUUGUUUGAACCCGGCGAUUGGAUUCUUAAAUUGUGCUGGAUUCUUAGAGACCCAUGUUAUACAGUCUACAACAAAUAAAGAAGUUGUGAAGGAAUUCAAUGCUGCAUGUUAUAUGUGUUGAAACUUACGAAAAGUGCCAUUUUACCUGUUGAAAUCCGAUUUUUAAAGAUAUUUGUGAUAUACUCCCUUGAAAGUACUACUGUAUCCUUGCUAACAACGCUGUUCGAAGCAAAUAUCUCUUUACCAAACAUAUGACAGGAAUGCUGAAUGUAAACUGUGGAUUCAACGAUUAACAGUGUCAUUUCAUACACUGAUUGUCUUUCAUACACUUUCACUUAACAACCAGGAACUAAAAUUUUUUCUGCAUGAAUCUAGAGCAGCGCCCAUCUCAACUAGGUGAUCUGAGCAUUGCGAUCAUUUAGUACAAACAUUACGAUCAAGUCUUUUUACUACAAAUGUCGACUCGAAAAAACUCUUCUCUAAUUACCCAUGAACUGCUCUUACAUGACGCUGCGUCACAAGGAGAUGAAAGGAAGUUGGACGAUUUAAAGGUCUUUGUAAAGCGAGGCAAAUUUGACAUCAACUUUAAAGACGAAGACUGGGGCAGUCGGACCGCGUUGCAUUGUGCAUCAGAACGAGGCCAUCUUCGUUGCUGCAAGUUCUUACUUGAAGGCGGUGCAGAUCCAUCGGCUCGUAUGAGUAUGGGUUGGACCCCUGCGCACUGUGCAGCCGAAGGAGGGCAUCUCUCAGUGAUAAGGCUGCUUGCGGAGUCUGGGGGAACAGUGAACGCUAAAGAUGACUAUGGUGAUACACCAAAGAUGAUUGCCGUACGCUAUGGUCAUAAAGAAUGUACAGAAUACUUGCAAAGUAUUGAACAUUUCCCUGAGCAACGUAAAGAGCUUUUGAAAGAGACUUUCCAAUACGCCAUUAAGAAGAAAAUAAAGGAGAACCAAAUGGCAAGCAAAACAAACGGAGAAUAAGCAGGACCAAACUUCGUCUCUUGAACCACGGUAUGUUCCUACUUUCCGUUGUCAUUCUACAUCGUGUCCUUAUAUCAAGGUACCAUUGAAAUGUUCUUACUCUGAGGCCAAAAAUCAGUGAAUGGAGAGUUCUUGACGUCACCAGAGAAUGAUAGCGUCUAGGUACCGCAGCCGUGUUUCAAUGCCGUUUCAAUCUGGAUGGAAAACACAGAAAUUGCGUGCAUGCUUGGUAGAUGGUUUUUAGAUUCUUAGCUCUUCAAGAUCAAGGAUGGCAAAACUGUAUCGGCUUUUUUAUUUGCACCAUAUGAACGCGCAAUUUGCAUUGCAAAAGUAGCAAUUUGACUUAGAGUCAUUGAUCGAUGCAAGUCCGUUUUUGCCUGCAUUCUUUGCGAACUUUUUGUAAACUAGAUCAUCUUGUGAAAUAAAGAAUCUGCUUUUCAUUGCUGCUUCGAGUGCCUUCCAUCAACCAAUAGUUAUCAAACGACUAGCAUUCAACCUUGGCAUUUGCAGCUCAUAACUGCUUAGAAGUCCCAGAUUUUACUUUCUACCAACUGCUAUUUCAAAAUCUGAAGAAAUCUUUAUAUUGGCUUUGCCGUUGCAUUGAUCAUGGAGAUGCUUUCAAAGAGACUUUUAUCCGGUAUAUGGACCAAUGAAUCAUCCUUUUGAAUAAUUUGUUAUUCAUUAUGUGGAGCAAAAUUUACGUAACUACCCAUAAAUCAUUACCUGUGUACAUUAAUUCACAUUCAUACAUUGUCAUUCCAUUACUGUGUAAAUAUAUUUAGCUUAUCCUUCAAGAAAAUCUCAAUAUUCGAUGCGAAAUUGCCAUACGCUUCUUUUUGCCAACUAAUUUUGGUUUUCCAAGUAUGCCAUCAUAAUUUGAAUUUAAAUAUCUAUUUUUCUGUUUUCGGUCUUAACGGAGAUGUCCACUUUGACUGCUUUAACCUAGUGUUAUGUCUCCAGAAACUUUCCGUAGCAGAUUAUUGACUUCAUCUCAAGGGGUUCAAAAGGCCUUUCUCACCCCAGGGUGAUAAAAUGAGAUUGAUUUUCAGUUUUAAUGGGAGGUGCUAGCAUGCUCUGACGUUGGGCCAAGCACCCCAAGGUUUCCUCUAUUGCCACCUCGGCACUAAGAGGUUCUCUCUUGCUCAUCUUCUGAUCAAAAACAUUGUGUUUGCCUCUUCAUGAAAACUAUUCUUUAGUGCAUCAUCUCUAAUUGAUUUCCUGCAGGAUAAGGAAGUGAUUGUUACUAUUGAACGAUGAUUUUAAUCAACUGCAUAGAGUUUAUUUUGAAUUAUUUUGAUAUACCUUCAUGAUCACUAGUUCUUAAUGUUAAUAAGACGUUUAGAACUUUAGCUGACCACUGUCAUCAAACACCUUACACAUUAAGAAUUUUCAUCACCUGUUGGAUACACUCAAUGAAUUUUCUUUAGUUGGCGUCACCAUCUGAUAAAUGCUUCUAUGCAUAAUUUGCUUCCUUUUUCUCAACCAACAUUAUCAGCCCCCUGCCUUGGCUUUUUCCCACAUCCACGUCUAGUGUUUCUCGAAAAGACUACUAUUUAUAUCUGGCCGUUAUAAAAUUUCUACCGCGGACCUGUUUUAAUUUCUGUAUUUAUUGUCCUGUUCGAUAAUCCAGACAAACUGAUUCUAUUAGAGUUAAGCCACCAUUGCAAAUUAAAUCAUAUAGCUUUUGGAAGACGUUGGAUUAUAUGUACAAUUAAGUAAACAAUUUAUUUUAUUAAAUGGCCUAAAUGAAGUUUUCUUAAGAUAGUUGGUUACUGGAAAUAUGUUGUAUACAACAAAGCACAGCUACGAAGGCUUAAAGGCAAUUUCAUUAUGAUGGCCAAAACUCUGUUAUAUUUUUAAACCAAACUAAUAGCAUUGGGUUUAUACAUUUUCUUUCUUUAGCGAAACCACGGCUAUGCCAGUUAGACCAUUCCCCUUCAAAAUUGGCUACUAUCUUCCUUGACAUGUAGCCAUCAAACGAUUCAUUCUCUUUCUGAAUGUCUCAAUUAAUAUCCCUUUCAUUUAUUCAUGUUUCCCUUUGAUGGGUCUCUGUUGUCAACCGGUAUUUGGUGCAUUAAGACAUUUUACCAGGAAAUACAAUUUCAUUGCUCUUUACAAAAUCAAUAAAGUUGUGCUUUUUAGUUAUUGUAUCAUUAUAUCAAGUAAAAACUUGACUAGAACUAUAGCCUCCACCCAAUCCCGUGUCACUCAUUUUUACGUCAUUUUACGAAAAGUGCUCGCUGCUUCGCUAGCAGUAAUGUUUCCUGUUAUGACACUCGAGCAUUUUCCAAAAUUCCAUUGCAAUGGAUCAUAAUCAUCCUUACAACUAGAUUAACACCAAUGAACUGGUCUAAAUUACAAUACAAAAACGCAGCAAAUUAAUGGAUUUUUGCAAAUUAUCUUUUGAUGGUACAAGACAUGGUACAAGAAGCUUUUUGUCUGAUACUCUUCAGAGUUUAAAACAGGGGUCGGCAACCUUUAUAAAACAGGGGGCCAAAGUUGAUUUCUGACAUGCAUACCAGGGCUGCAACUCAAAAUACAGUAUAAUUCUAAAUUCUAAUAUAUACCUAUUCUACCUAACUGCUAAUCUUAUCAAUAAAAUUGUAUUUAAUGGUAAAUGUACUUAACGUGGAAGCAGUUCGUAAAUACAAAGAUAGAUGUAAAGUACAUGUUCACUUACCCUGGGUACCAGACUCACUAUAUGUAAAAUAAAAUAGAGAGUCUGGUCUAGUGCGCCCCAUUCUCGUUCUGGUGUGCUGAUAUUAACCAAUCAGGAGCGAGUGUACAGAUUUCUGUACGUUCAAAGGUCACAGCGAAACAGUAAACGUAGCUCUGGUGUAAAACAUUGAACAGAACACAACAUAAAUAAAUGCUAGCGACCGUAACGAUUGAGUCUGAAGAUGCUGUUAAAACUGCCCUCAAAGAAUAUUUUCCGCAUGUUGUGGAAUUUAACACAGAACAGCAUUAAAAGCCUUGUUUGUAGAGAGAAGAGACACCUUCGCCAUAUUGCCAACUGGCUUUGGAAAGUCUCUGAUAUUUCAGGCAGUGCCUCUCAUUGCAAAGAAAUUAGGCCUUGUAGUGAAAUGCAGUAAAUAAGAAACACCGCAAGGUGCCGAGAACAAACAACAACAAACUCAAUAAUUCAGUUAUGGCUAAUAUUUCGCCCGGCACACAGGGCUUCGCUUGUCGUAUUGGCCACAUUUGAUGUGAUGAACUUCAAACGUGAUGAUUCUAACCGCCGCGGUGUCCAAGCGCGCUGCCUUCACAGUGAGGAAGUAGACUUUGAAAGUACACACAAUUUAUGAGGAAAAUUACUAAAGACUUAUUUUAAGUUGUAUACGAAAUUUAACAAUGAUUGACAUUUAAUAACUGCAAUGUGCUAACUUUAAUUUCAUGCUUCGCACAUGUUU
Rhopilema esculentum is the source of this 7605-nucleotide messenger RNA. RefSeq lists its product as uncharacterized. The record is from RefSeq and is a predicted model, not a curated record. Lineage: Eukaryota; Metazoa; Cnidaria; Scyphozoa; Rhizostomeae; Rhizostomatidae. Gene Ontology annotation, molecular function: protein binding.